This is a messenger RNA of Thunnus maccoyii (southern bluefin tuna), 1970 nucleotides long. RefSeq names its product tetraspanin 4a (gene tspan4a). Gene Ontology annotation, cellular component: membrane. NCBI's taxonomy places the organism in Eukaryota, Metazoa, Chordata, Actinopteri, Scombriformes, Scombridae. The transcript has 8 exons. The coding region runs from base 768 to 1511 and encodes 247 amino acids. The record is from RefSeq and is a predicted model, not a curated record.
GCAGUCUUUCUUUUGCUUCUCUGAGGAAACUGUCUUUCUCUUCUCCCUGCCUGUCUCCCCUUCCUGCUCGCUGCAUGGCCAUGACCCCGGUGGACACCUUGAUCUCCUUGCCCACGUAGAGAAGAGGAGAGAAACGCUGUAGCGGAGGAGGGAUAGACAAGAAGAGGGGACACCGCACACUUUGCCUCACUGAUGAGAGUCUGGAAAUUAAUUAACCGCCAUCGGCACAGAGGGGGGAGCGCAGAAAGGGGCACAGUGUGAGGUGGAGGAAGAGAGGGAGUUGAGGAGGGUGAAUUGCUAGAUAUGUGAAGAAUGGGCUGUGGAGAGAGGCAGAGUAAACCCUAGAUACUUUUCAGAGAGAAAGGGACAAGUUAGGGCAGAGGUAAAAAGAAGCGAGGAGGAAAUUAGGCAAGGCAGGAAUUCAACAGGGAUACUAAUUCAAAAAGCCAAAGAAUGGUCCGCUCACAUGCGUUAUUCAUCCCUUCAUGCCUCCGUUGUUUUUCAGUCUCCCUCUCACAUUCAUAACAUCACCUUUCCUGCUCAUCUUGUCUUGUUUAGUUCUUUCCUUUUUUUUUGCAUGUCAGCAAAAGCACAUCGACAGCCACGACCACAUGGACACUGCCGAGCACACUCAGACACGACAUAGACCUCAGCGCAGCAUUUCAUUCUCAGUGGAUGUGUUAUGUGUUACUGAGUAAAAGAAGUUGAUUGGCUGAAGCAGGGGUGCCAUUACCUCCCGGCCAAGAGCACCUGCUCAGGAAUUUCUCAUGAGAUCAGAACUGCGGCGCUGCAGGAUGGCCGAGGGUUGUAUGAUGGCCCUGCGUUAUGGAAUGGUCUUCUUCAACCUCCUUUUCUGGUUGGGAGGAUGUGGCAUACUGGGAGUGGGAGUCUGGCUCUCAGUGACCCAGGGUAACUUCGCCACGCUUUCAUCAUCCCUUCCCUCCCUGUCGGCAGCCAACCUGCUCAUCGCGGUGGGGACCAUCAUCAUGGUGAUUGGCUGUCUGGGCUGUGUUGGAGCUGUCAAAGAGAGCCGUCCUCUGCUAUUGACGUUCUUCAUCCUUCUUCUGCUUAUCUUCUUCCUGGAAAUUCUGUCCAUCAUGCUUUUCUUCAUCUACCAAGACGAGAUCGAUCACUACGCCCAGAGGGAUUUGAAGAAGGGCCUUCAGCUUUUCGGGACAGAGGGCAACGUGGGUUUGACCAACGCCUGGAUGAUAGUACAAACUGAUUUUCGCUGCUGUGGAGUUACCAACCACACAGACUGGUUUGAAGUCUACAAUGCCACUCGUGUGCCGGACUCCUGCUGCCUGGAGUACAGCGACAACUGUGGCCUGGACAACCCAGGAACAUGGUGGACAGCGCCAUGCUACGAGCGAGUGAAGGACUGGCUUAAUGAGAACCUGGUGGCACUUUGGAUCUUCGCUCUAUGCACAGCACUUACUCAGAUCCUGGGCCUGGUCUUCUCUAUGACGAUGUUCUGUCAGGCUGUGAAAGUAGAAACCUUCUACGCCUAGCGAUCGACCUCUCUGCCCUUCAGCGCACUUGGAUUGUUUCUCAUCAGAGAGGAGCCGAUAUUUACCCUCCCUCCCUCCCUCCCUCCUCCUCCUCCUCCUCGUCCUCCUCCUCCUCCUUCUCCCAUGACAGACUCUUCUUUCCAACACUUGUCCUCUCUGUGACAUUCCUUAUUGGAUGUCAACAGUUCACAGUUUUUUCUGCUAACUAUCAACAAGCACAGUGUCGGUGUAAAACCUGAGUUGUUUCCUAUGGUUUGCUGUGUGUCAAAUGCUAAUUUCUGUGAUACAUUUUAUGAAGCAGUAUUAUGAACAUGUAUAAAAAAGUGUAACCCCUUUUUUUAAUAUGUGUUUGUUUUAAAUUAUUUUAUGGUUUCUAUGUGUUUUAAAAAUGAGAGCUAAAAGUUGGGAAAGUGCAUGUCUUCUGCGAUGGUGUGUAUUAAAUGUUUUGGCUCGACUAAA